AUGGUUUCCAAAUCCAAGCCCAUUGCCAUUGUCGGAGGCGGUGCCUUCGGUCUCUCGACAGCCCUCCAUCUGGCUCGGGAUGGAUAUAACAACAUCUCCGUCUUUGAGCAAGAUGACCAGAUCCCUCCUCGCCCCUCCGCUGCCAAUGACCUGAACAAAAUCGUGCGCGCCGAGUAUGAAGAUCCGUUUUACACGGAUUUGACCAUGCAAGCGAUCGCCGAGUGGAAAACUCCCCUCUUUGCUCCACACUUCCACCAGACCGGCUUCCUGCAUUGUGUCUCGGGAAAAGCCCCCGAGCGAGCGGUUGAGACUCUCAAACGCUUCCAGGCCUCCGCCAACCGCCACCCAGAGCUCAAACCACACGUCCUUCCGAUCGAAAAAGACGAGGACAUCCGACAACGGUUCUGGCAGUUUGACGGUCAGUUCCCCGGUUGGAACGGAUACUUCAAUAGCUUUGAUGGUUACGCACAUUCGGGCAAUGCCUUGAAAGCAGUGUACCGGGAGACCCAGAAGGCGGGGGUCCGCUUUUUCCUGGGAGAGCAUGGCGCCGUCGCUGAAGUGACCUACAAGGAUGGCAAGAGCACAGGCAUCCGGACGAGGAACGGUCGCUUCCACCCUGCGGAGCUCGUUAUUGUCGCGGCUGGGGCUGCCGCCGCCAAAUUAGUGCCAGCCAUCGGGUCGCAAGUCGUAGCCAAAUCGUGGUCGGUCGCACACGUUCAUUUGACAGAGGAGGAGACAUCAGCGCUACGAGGCAUCCCCAUCACCUACGCGCGCGAUCUCGGGUUCUUCUUUGAGCCCGAUCCUGUCACGCAGCUCUUGAAGUUGUGUCCGAUGGGCGGUGGAUACGUCAACACGGAUCCUGCCACCGGCGUGUCGCACGCCCCAUCCGUAUCGGACAGCGCCUUCGUGCCCCCUGAGGAUGAAGCCAAGAUCCGGCAACUACUGGCACACACGCUCCCCGCGUUGGCCAACCGGCCGCUGGUGAAGAAGUCCCUGUGUUGGUUUGCGGACACCAGCGACUCGGACUUCAUCAUUGACUACGUUCCGCAUACCUCGUCCUCGGUGGUGCUGCUGUCGGGUGACUCCGGACAUGGGUUCAAGAUGUUUCCUCUGUUCGGCCGCUGGGUGAAGGCCCUCCUGGAGGCCUCCGACCAGCAACAGCCUGUUCCACGCUGGCGCUGGAAGGAGCCCCAGCAAAGUGGUGAUGGCAAAUGGGGUGACGCAGUCAGUUGGCGGAUCGGGUCGACCAGAGAAUUCAAAGAUAUUCAACCUGGCAAACCGAAGCUUUGA
This is a messenger RNA of Aspergillus pseudonomiae, 1290 nucleotides long. RefSeq names its product NAD(P)/FAD-dependent oxidoreductase. The transcript has 2 exons. Gene Ontology annotation, molecular function: sarcosine oxidase activity; saccharopine oxidase activity; flavin adenine dinucleotide binding. Lineage: Eukaryota; Fungi; Ascomycota; Eurotiomycetes; Eurotiales; Aspergillaceae. Bases 1 to 1290 code for a protein of 429 amino acids. The record is from RefSeq and is a predicted model, not a curated record.